AUGGCGAUCAGUUUCUCAAAUUUUUUCAGUCUUAUCGUUUAUAUUACAUCGUUUAUAUUACAGCCAGUUGAGCCGACCGUAGAAGACUUUGUGAGAGAGCUGAGGAAAGCGGUUGAAACAGGAAUUGAUGGUAAUGUGAAGAAUUUAUUACAUAAAAUAGACCUUAAAUAUAAGGAGAAAUACAGUAAAAGUAAUCUAACGCGACAUCGAAGUAUUGAGGUCAAAGACAAAUCUGAGUUCUUUUCCAAUAUUCAUUACGAGUGUGUGAAAGAUGCACUGGAAAUCUUCAAACAUGAUGAAUUAGUAGCAGAACCAGGAAGUAAAUUCCAGUAUACAACCCACGGAUUUACUUUACUCAGUGCAGCACUAGAGAAAGCAGCCAGUGAAAGAUAUGUAGAUCAAAUAACAAAUUUGUUCCGUGAAUUAGGAAUGAAUCAUUCAUAUCUCGAUCUUAACUGUCCCCUUAUCACCAAUAGAGCCAGAUAUUACUAUCGCGAUCAAGAUCAUAAAUUAAAGAAUGUUCCAGAAGUAGACAAUUCAGGCAAAUGGGCAGGUGGUGGAUUAUUGUCGACUGUCACUGAUUUACUUAUUUUCGCUAAUGCAAUGCUUUAUAGUUAUCAUGCAGCGCAGCAUUCAUUUGUCGAGAAUAAUGGAAUAAAGCCUUUGCUCGAUGCCGAAACCAUGAAAAUGUUUUGGAAGGGUGAAAUUUCGGAUCAUCGAGGGAAUGUUUACGCUCUUGGGUGGUACAAAAUCGAUGGAGAUGAUCAAAAGUAUGGAGGUUUAAGUGAUACCUGGCCACGAAAAGGAGUUUUUUUGCAUACUGGUGCUGCUGUGGGUGCGUCAUCUGUUCUGCUUAUCAAACCAGAUCAUAAUUUCGUCGGCACUGAUGGAACUUGCGUUGCUAUUCUUACAAACCUUCAUGAAUGCGGUGAGCUUACGCAGUUAGCUAUGGAAAUUGUUGAAAUUUUUGGUUGUGUUACUUCCAUCGAAACCUCAUAG
Brugia pahangi is the source of this 999-nucleotide messenger RNA. The record is from the annotation of a GenBank genome assembly. NCBI's taxonomy places the organism in Eukaryota, Metazoa, Nematoda, Chromadorea, Rhabditida, Onchocercidae.